AGCCUGUUAAGUACGAUGUACAGAUACACAGAGCCGGUUGCAUACACACUUACAUGGCAAGGUGAACAUCAAUGAACAUGUGCUAAUGUUAACCGCAAUAAUAAUCAUCGACAGCAUAAGAUUGCACUACUAUCAUUUUGAACCCCUAUUACACCAUACGGUUUCCUCGUACAAGCGGUCAUUUGAGGAGAGACGAUAUGAUUAUCGGGUGUAAACAUCGUGUUCGGUGUACGAGUAGAGUACACUGCUGUCUGAUUGAUGCUGAACGAGAUUCGGUACGGUUUUCCACGAACUAACUGUCUGCGUGAUGGGCUAUUAGCGGCGCUCGUUAUCGUUAUGGCAACCCGCAAAACUGCCGACAGAAGAUGGUUGCAUGUAAUUUACACUGUCCGUGCACGUCAGUGUUGAUGUUUGUUGCGACGGCACAAUUUUUUUUCUUCUCUCUCUCUUCCGUUCACUAUCUGUAUGCUCUUCCCUUUGUAUAAAUAACCACAAUUACCAUAAUGCGUGCUGAUCGAUCGCGGAUAAUCUGAGCGAAAGUGGAUUGAGAAUGUGGACAGUGGGCUGUGUGGAGCGAUUAAUCUGCCGACGGAGUAUACUGCGCUGUCUGGGUGUUGUGGAGAUUCUGGCCGGAUUAGCGGUGGUGUGUAUCAAUCUUCUCGUUGUAUAUAUGAUUCCGUACAUGGACUUCGCCAUCGUCCACUCCGCCAUCUUCUUCCUCUGUCUGUUGACCCUCAUUUCCGGCAUCCUGGCCGUCGUCGGCACCCGCCCCGUGACCUCCCCGACGACCCUCUCCACCUGUCUAGCUAUGCACACCGUGGCGGCCUGUAUCGGCGUCAUUGAGCUGUUGUUUCUCGUCUGCCUCCUGAUCUUCAGCCAUGGCUCCUUGUCCCUUUCACGCUACAUGCUGGCCCUCAUAAAAAAAGACCACGCGCCGGAUGCCGGGCAGGAGGGGAUCCUGGCGGCCUUCUAUCUCAGUAUCUCCGUCUCCCUGGGGAUCACCGGGCUCCUGCUCAUCGCCAGUGCCGUGCUGGGCUUUUGUUUAUUGCAGAAUAAAUCAAGCAGCAAAACAUCACGCAGUGAUAUCCACGCUGAUGUCCGGCUGCUGGGUGCGACGGUGCGGCAGGAGACGCCGUAUUUCUCGGUGGCCCCGCCCACGCGGGUUUGUCCCAAAACGGAGGAGGCCUCGCUCGUUCCCAUGGUAUAGACGCGUGGGAACCGGGCUACGCGCCAGUUCUUCGGGUUGUUUUCUUUUUUUUUUGUUUCUAUGUCGUCUGUGAUACACGCACAAGUGUAACUGGUGUUGUAAUCAGCUCUAUAUACGUGCUUCGUUACGUUGUUAUUAAUUAUUAUUAUGCUUUUUGAUCGGCUUCUUCAUUUUGCUGUGAUUUAUGUUGGCAAUUUCGGAUUAUAUUAUGGUUACACUGUAUGCCAAUUUUGAUGGAAAGUGCUGCGAUUCUUUAGAGCGUUUUAUUACGGGAAUGGGAAGUGAAAGGCAAGGUUGGUGUAUCCUGCGUAGUCCAUCACAUCCUGAUUUUUCUUGGGCCAGAUGACGGCAUUAAAUUGAA
Molecule: messenger RNA, 1568 nt
Organism: Paramacrobiotus metropolitanus
Lineage: Eukaryota; Metazoa; Tardigrada; Eutardigrada; Parachela; Macrobiotidae
Exons: 3
Coding region: 551-1207 (218 amino acids)
Source: RefSeq, a predicted model, not a curated record